UCCAUCACUUGCCUCCACUUUAUUUCUGCUGUGCAUUGUUUGAUAAUAGUUGGGUUAGAAAUGGGUCUUAUCGGUAAGGUGAUAGGGCAAACGGAGAUCAAGUCCGAUGGACAUUUGUUCUAUGAGAGUUGGAGAUACAGACCAAACCAGAUAUCAUAUAUGAGCCCUGGUAAUAUGCAAGGUGUUGAGAUAUACGAAGGUGAAUGGGGAACCGUGGGAUGCAGAAUGAUCUGGUCCUAUACCUUUGGUGGGGAAAAGAAGGUUACGAGAGAUAUUGUUGAAGCAGUUGAUGACGAGAAGAAGUCAAUCACUUGGAAGCUGGUUGAAGGAAGCCUCUUGGAUCUUUACAAGACCAUGAUUAUAACUGUUGAUGUUGAUACAAAAGGUAAAAGCAGUGUGGUGACAUGGACUUUUGAGUACGAGAAGCUUAAUGAGGAUGUCGAAGAUGCAAAUGCAUUGGUGGACUUUCAUCUUGUUAUGACCAAAGAUAUUGAAGCUUACCAUCUCCGCCAAAAAUGAUCUGGUUUAUUGGUGAUGCCAAGUUGUUUUAUUAUAUAAGAAAGUUUUUAAGUGUAAACGGCGAAUGUUUUCUCCAAGGAAUAAUAAGUAUGCAAAUAAUAUGUUGACAUGUCAUUUAGACUCUUUAUUUAAUCCUAAAAUUUGGUCAAUGUAACAUUACUGAUAAAUAUGUGUCAAGGAAUAUGUGUUUGGAGAACAUUCAACUAAGGAUUAUCUUAUUGGUGUUGUU
Molecule: messenger RNA, 748 nt
Organism: Ilex paraguariensis (yerba mate)
Lineage: Eukaryota; Viridiplantae; Streptophyta; Magnoliopsida; Aquifoliales; Aquifoliaceae
Source: the annotation of a GenBank genome assembly